ACUGAACCGGCAGUUGACGAAGACCCUCUUCACAAGAACUACAUAUUCCUGCUUUGCAAUGGGAUUCUGGUUUUUCUCAUCGGAAACUCCGGCUUGAUCAGCAAUUCUCCAUGGCACGCUGAUAAAAUGGGUGGUUCAGUGCACGAGGCUACUGCUAUCGCGGAGUCGAGAGAGGGUCAAAUGUACACAGCUUUUCAUCCGCAAGUGGAGAGAUCGUCUCCGCCGCAUGCUGAUAUGAAAGAAAAUCAGGUGAAGAACAACACUGGUAAGUCUCAGAGACCAUUAACAGAAUCACCAGAUAGAAAGGCAAUUGUUAUAGAAGAAGCUGAUAUGGAAGUAGAAGAACAAGGGAGGGAAAAUGGGAUUUUGGUUAUGGUUGGAGAGAGUGAAGACUUGAUUGCAGAAAAUGUAGAUGCCAAUGACCAAGCAUAUCAGUUUCAUGAUAUUGAAGAAGAGGAAGAGGAAGGAAUUGGGUCGUUGAGUGCAGAGGAAUUAAACAAGAGAUGUGAUGAUUUCAUAAAGAAGAUGAGAGAAGAAAUCAGAAUUCAGUCCAAACAACUAGUUAUGUUUCAGAGUCUUUGA
Ilex paraguariensis (yerba mate) is the source of this 582-nucleotide messenger RNA. The record is from the annotation of a GenBank genome assembly. NCBI's taxonomy places the organism in Eukaryota, Viridiplantae, Streptophyta, Magnoliopsida, Aquifoliales, Aquifoliaceae.